Molecule: messenger RNA, 1707 nt
Organism: Haemonchus placei
Lineage: Eukaryota; Metazoa; Nematoda; Chromadorea; Rhabditida; Trichostrongylidae
Source: the annotation of a GenBank genome assembly
AUGUUUUCAGUCGACAUUAAAAACAAAAACCUUUUCAGAAAAGUCCAUAGAAGCGCUGAAGAAGAGGAAGAUGAAGACAGGAGUCGGGGUUAUUCCGAGGAAGAAGAUGAGGAGAAGCCGAGAAAGAGAAAGAAGCAUCACAAGACCGAUCCGACUUUGAUUUCAAUCCGAGACAUUCUUUCGAAAGUCGAUAAACCUCUGUCAACCACACCUCUAUCUAUGCCUCUGCCACCCUCACCUAUUUCAUCAGCUGAAUCUCAACGGACCAUUGCCUCCUUGCCUAUCGUGGAAAGCGACACCGGUUUGGCUCACUCCAACAUGCAACCACAGUACGCCUAUCAACCGGUCGUGCAGCCUGAUGGGAAGACAUACUAUCAACAAGUGUUGAUCGUUCCUGGUCAAGUGAUGUCAAGUGGUGCCGUGUCUUCGCUUAAUUCUCUGUCAGCACAGAAGUCCGCAUUUUUACAGGAACAACCACUACAACCUAAGAGCAUCGUUCAAGCAGACUACUCCGUUACUGCUCCAACGUUCCCGCCUCCAUUAGAUGUAUUCACAAAAAACGACGCUAAUGCGGAGCCGACACGGAGGGCUUAUCCUCUACGUUUCGUGAGACCGGUAUCGAGCGGUAUUGCCGAGCAACGUCCUGUUCAACUACCUCAGAGCGACCCGAUAGCCAUUCCAUCCAUACGAGCUACAACAUUUGCACCAUACACGUCAACGCCGAAAGAAUCGCUUUACACUUCAAAACUUCCAUCCGGUGACGAGCAGAGAAGACAGGCGCGAGUAUUCCGCGAAGAAGCUACCGCGCCUCCGAGACAAGUGAUGAAGUCUAUCCAAGAAAGCCCGCUCCGCAUUAAAACAGUGGACAGUCGUGUAGAGCAAGCGAAUGUGGAUGAUGUGGCCGAGAUCCGUCAUCUGAAGCACGAUGAAGAACUGAAGAAAGCGUUGGAACGACACAGGCUGGAGAUCGAUCCGGAAUCAUCAUCGUCGCGAAAGCGAAAGUUGCGGAAGUCGAAAAAGAUAAAGAAAUUAUUGAAAAAGACCAAGUACGUCGACGAAGAGGAUGAAGCAUCAUCGGCGAAGUCAACUAUGGAUGAAUUCCAAACUAUCAGAAGAAUGCCUGAAACGUUCGAGCCUGAUGAUGAAGAAGAGCCGAAAAAUCUACAGAGUAUUGAGGAAAGAGAAGAUGCGGAAGUAGAAGAAAUUACAGAACCACCAAAGAAGAGGCGAAGGAGCCAGAAGACCACGAAACUGCGAAAAAUAAGAGUAAGGAUGGAAGAUGACGAAAGAGAUGGCACCACAUCGAGAUCAAGAAAGGAGUUGCAGCGGCAGGACGAUGAAGCGGAGACUACUACCGCCACGACCUUAAAACGGAAGAUUCUACGUCUGAACAAAAUCAAAAGCGAGUCAUCCAGAUGGACAGAUGAUGAGGGUGCCGAACAUAGAAAGCGAAAAUCAACAACUCGUUCUCGGAGAGUGAAGAAGGUCAGAAGGAGCCGAAGAAGGAAGGCUGCCAGAAGUACUGCGGCCAACUCAUCUCCGCUUCGACAGCAUUGUUUGAAUAUCCGGACGUUUGCAAGGCAAUUCGGUACCACCAAUAUCGAGGAAUUCGCACAAGAGCAUUGUGCCUUCAUCGAGAAUUACUACCCGCACUUGACAUGUGAUAAGAGAGCCGAAUACAUUGCCGAAUGCCAAAAACACCUCUAA